This is a messenger RNA of Ziziphus jujuba (common jujube), 708 nucleotides long. RefSeq names its product protein LEAD-SENSITIVE 1-like. NCBI's taxonomy places the organism in Eukaryota, Viridiplantae, Streptophyta, Magnoliopsida, Rosales, Rhamnaceae. The record is from RefSeq and is a predicted model, not a curated record. Bases 1 to 708 code for a protein of 235 amino acids. The transcript has 2 exons.
AUGAGUGAACUGCGCAACAAGAUGUGGAAGGUUCUUCUCAAGGAAACCAAGAAGAAAAACCUAAAGCCUGGAGAUCACAUCUACAUAUGGACACAAGCCAAUACAAAAGACCAUGGAAUAUAUUUGGAUGAAGAAAACGUGAUCCACUUCACUCAAGGUCGACGAGGAGCAAGGUCAGACGAUCAUCAUAGUACAUGUCCAAAAUGCAGUGACCAUGAUCAAUCAAGUUUUCAUGGUGUGGUCUCUUCCUGCAUAGAUGGUUUCCUUUCUGGUGGAGAUCAUCUGUAUCGCUUUGAAUAUGGUGUUAAUCCAGCUCUCAUCCUCGCCAAACUCGGAGGUACAACUCUUGCGCGUGCUGAUCCAGCUGAAGUUGUGCAGAACCGUGCGUCUAGUUUCCUUCUAAUUGUUAACAAUGACUCCAGUUGGCACUACCGUUUCAUAAACAAUGGUAAAGACUUUGCAAUGUAUUUCAAAACAGGCUUGGUACUGAUAGAUAACAUAAAUUUCAGCAGAAGUUGGCAAAUUGCAGCAUUUUUCUUGGCAGUUUCUGUCACUGUCUUUCCUUCUCUGCAGCAACUCACAGCUGCUACUUUUACUGGUGUGGCAGCUACAUGUUUUGGCUUAUACUGUAAUCAUAGAUUUGGUUCUGAUAUCAGAGCCCGUCCUAAUGUUAUUAAAGUGGAUCAAGUAGACAUCUGUUGCUAUUAA